AUGGACAUCGAGUGCUGCCCUCAGCGCGACAAGAAGAAGAUGGCCAGGGCCUGCCGCUCCAUCCCCAACUACGUGCAGAGGAGCUCCUUCUUCAUCGUGCUGGUGCCGCAGUCCCUGCACGACAGGGGCGUCGUCGUCGACAUCCGCACGUGGGAGCGGCGCGCCUGGUGCCGCGGCGAGCGGGCCUUCAACGCCCUGUCCGAGAACCCGAAGCUCUGCAUCGUCGCGGAGUCAACGACCUCCGUGUACGUCCAGAUGUCGCGCGAUUGGCUCUGGCGGCAGCCGUGCACCGGCGACCUGACCGUGGAGUCGGACCGGGACGCGAUCGGGAAUGCGCUGCUCAGUGCGCUGGACCUCUGCGCCGAGCACGCCCGCCAGAAAGGGGACAUGCUGAGGUGCCGCAUGACGCUCGCGAUCAAGUCCGAGCAGCUGAGGGGCAGCGACUCGGGCGCCUUCGCAGAGCCAGCCUUCGACGACUGGAUGGAGCAGAUGGGCUUCACGUCUCACGAGGACGGACGGGAAGGGCACCGGGUGGACACCACUGCGGUUCGCCAUGUACGCGGGUUUCCUCAACGUUGCCAGGGAGCUCGUGCAGAGGGGCGCAGACGUGGAAUCCCCGCUUUCGGAGGGGAACAACACGUGGUGCUACAUGCAUAUGAAGGGUUGUACCAUCCUGCACGGCCUGAGCUUCAUGCGCGACGACCCCGCGGGCAUGGAGUUUCUCAUCGAGCAGAAAGCGGACCCCACUAA
Prorocentrum cordatum is the source of this 750-nucleotide messenger RNA. Lineage: Eukaryota; Dinophyceae; Prorocentrales; Prorocentraceae. The record is from the annotation of a GenBank genome assembly.